Molecule: messenger RNA, 1403 nt
Organism: Orcinus orca (killer whale)
Lineage: Eukaryota; Metazoa; Chordata; Mammalia; Artiodactyla; Delphinidae
Product: 3-galactosyl-N-acetylglucosaminide 4-alpha-L-fucosyltransferase FUT3
Cellular component (GO): membrane
Molecular function (GO): alpha-(1->3)-fucosyltransferase activity
Source: RefSeq, a predicted model, not a curated record
AUGGAUCCACCUGGCUGGGCCAAGGUAAAAUGUUCCUGCCACCACUGUCUCCCCGGGCUGUUGCUGCAGCUGCUUCUGGCUCCGUGCUUCUCCUCCUACCUGCGUGUGUCCCGAGACAAGCCCACAUGGGUCCCCGAAUUGGGGGCCCCCUCCCAGGCCACUGCAGGGCCCUCCACCCGCCCGCCUCUGCGUCUCCUGCUGUGGACGUGGCUAUUCAACACCCCAGUGGCUCUGUCCCACUGCUCGGAGAUGUGGCCCGGCACAGCCGACUGCCACCUGACUGUCAACCGCAGCGAGUACCCUCGGGCGGAUGCGGUCUUUGUGCGUCACCGAAAGGUCAGCUCCAGGCCUAAGGCACAGCUCACGCCUUCCCUGCGGCCCCCCAGCUAGCGCUGGGUCUGGUUCAGCAUGGAAUCGCCCAGCAACUGCCCCCAACUGAAGGCCCUGGACGGAUACUUCACCCUCACGGUGUCCUACCGCCAGGACUCAGAUAUCUUCACGCCGUACAGCUAGCGUGAGCCAUGGCCUGGCCAGCCUGUAGACACACUGGUGAACGUCUCGGCCAAGACCAAGCUGGUGGCCUGGGUGGUGGCCAACUGGAGGGUGGACUGUCGGGUGCAGUCCUAUCAGAAGCUGCAGCCUCACCUCCAAAUGGAUGUGUAUGGACGCUCCCACAUGCCACUGCCCCGGGAGGUCAUGACCAACAGGCUGUCCCAGUACAAGUUUUACCUGGCUUUCAAGAACUCCUUGCACCCUGACUAUAUCACAGAGAAGCUGUGGAGGAACGCCCUGCAGGCCUGGGCAGUGUCAGUGGUGCUGGGCCCCAGCAGGAGGAACUAUGAACAGUUCCUGCCACCUGAAGACUUUCAGAGCCCCAAGGACUUGACCCAUUAUCUGCUGGCGCUGGUCAAGGACCACACCCUCUACCCGAGCUGCUUCCGCUGGCGGGAGACGCUGCGGCCCAGAUCCUUCAGCUGGGGCUUGAUGUUCUGUCAGGCCUGCUAGCGGCUGCAACAGAAUCCCAACUACCGGACGGUGCCCAGUAUCACGUCUUGGUUCACGUGAGCCAGCCAGCCUGGGGCCUGGGCUGCUGGGCAUCUGGGGACCUUGGUGGGUGGAGCGCUCCCUUACCUGGGGCUUCCCCUGCUGGGCCCCUCUGCUGCCAGGAAUGUUGUUGCUUCUGUGGGACCUCGCUUGCUAGGAGCUUCACCUGCUGGGGGCGGGGGUGUCAUCUACCAGGGGCUGUGGCUGCUGGGCACGCACCAAGACACCCCCUGGGGAACUGGCCUUGGUGCCCCGCCCACUGGUGAUGGCUCUGGUGGAUGGGCCUGUGAGUACUGCUGCUUUGUCAAUGAACCGCCUCGGGGGUAUGCAGGUUGGCAAUACUGACACCAUUUUCGAGA